GCACUGCUUGUUUUCUAUCCUCCCCCCCACUCCUGUGGAGGCCCCCAAUUUCUCUCCUGAUUAAAGCUGAAUGUCUCCAUCUUGAAAGUCAAGAACAAGUUCUGGGAACACUAUAGGUGUGGGGCCCUGGGAUGGUGGGAUAUGUGAAUAGAGGACAAGUGGAUUCUCUGGAAAAGAAAAUUGGAGAGCACGUAAAGCCUGAUGACAGGACGGUGACUGGAACUGUGUUGGUCCUAAGUGUGGGAACAGAGCAAAUAAGCAAUUCCCAAAUUAGUUACUAGGAUUUAAAAUUGGGGAGAUUCACAUUAGUACUAGAUUUUUGACUUUUCAUAAACAUCCAAAGAUUUGCCCGUAGUGGGCCCACAGUCCCCUAAGGCCGCCUGGGCUGGAGCUAAGUGGCAGCCACCAUUAGCCAGGCCAGGUGUUCUUCAUUUAUCCCCUGGCCCCAUCUGCCCUGUUUUGCUCUUCUCUAUCUGCCAACCCCUAUAGGCAUAUGAGUUUGUGAUUCCUCUGUCACAGAAAGUGUUUCUGGGUACAAUGUUGCUACAUUUUAUAUCAACCUCAAUCCUCCUCUUACCAUCUCGGCCUUGUUGGGAGACCUAGUAAAGGUUUGAUCUGUCUGAAGUAGAUUGCAUGACAAUUGUAGACAAAGCUUCCAGUCGAUAAUAGAAUGUGAUGAGAGAUAAAAUAAUUGUAUCCUGUAUUAUAAACAAUUAUAGCUUAAUCUCAAUAAAUUCAAUGGGAACAAAGGAUACUUUUUAAAUUAGAUUUUAUUUUUUGCAGACUUUACUCCAAAAAAUACCUUCGAGGAAAAAGAAGAUAAUUAUGAAGCAGGCUUCCUUGAUGAAAUAUCUCUUCAUUCGAGUGCAAUAAUUUAGUGUUUUCCAAGCUGCUCUGAUAAGAACUCCCUGGGCGCUUGUUAAACACUCAGAUUCCCAGGUCCCCUUUGGUGUCUCUCGGCAUGGGGCAGAGCCUGUGAAUUCUUUUGUGGCAGGUGCUCCAUGGUUACUGUUGUCAGGCAAAUUUGAGGCGCCCUGACUUCAUGCUUGGGCAUUUUGUUCCCAACAUCACCUUUGGUCACCCCGUGGUAGAAAGCCUCCGAAAGCAGCUAGGCCAGGACCCUUUCUUUGACAUGCACAUGAUGGUGUCCAGGCCGGAGCAGUGGGUGAAGCCGAUGGCGGUGGCAGGAGCCAAUCAGUACACCUUCCAUCUUGAGGCCACAGAGAACCCCGGGGCUUUGAUUAAAGACAUUCGGGAGAACGGGAUGAAGGUUGGCCUUGCCAUCAAACCAGGAACUACAGUUGAGUACUUGGCUCCGUGGGCUAAUCAAAUAGAUAUGGCCUUGGUUAUGACAGUGGAACCUGGGUUUGGAGGGCAGAAAUUCAUGGAAGAUAUGUUGCCAAAGGUUCACUGGUUGAGGACCCAGUUCCCGUCUUUGGACAUAGAGGUCGAUGGCGGCGUAGGUCCUGACACUAUCCAUAAAUGUGCAGAGGCAGGAGCUAACAUGAUUGUGUCUGGCAGUGCCAUUAUGAGGAGUGAAGAUCCCCGAUCUGUGAUCAACCUGUUAAGAAAUGUUUGCUCGGAAGCUGCUCAGAAGCGUUCUCUUGAUCGAUGAAACCACAAGGAGGCUUAUGUUUCUCCUCAUGAAGUCUCCUCUCUCCUGGAAAAUAAGAAUAUUGACUUCCAGCUCAUAUCACAGUUGAGGCAGUGCUGCUGUUCCGAGCAACUAUUCAUUCCAGUGACUAAAAUCUAUGGUGCAGAAUGUUAUAAGAGGUUAGAAAUCGGUGUGUAUAGCUACAUUUGUAGAGAUGGAAUUUAAAGAUUAGUGUGGUAAAAUACCGUUUUUACUGCGAGACUUGAUUUUUAUAAAGAGUAAAAAUAUGGCUGUAUUAAGGUUAUAAAAAGAAAUGUGUCUUAAUGUCUAAGGAAGGCUUAUUAGCUACUAUGGAAAAUGUUUUUUUCUGGAUUUCUAAAAAGAAUAUUUUGCUGUUUCUCAGCUGUUUUCCAAAAGCAAAGGAAGUCCUUGUUUUCCCUGUUUCGUGUCAUUUUUGAUUUGUAUAUGUGCUUGAUAACUUGAGUAGAAUGGAAUUUAUGAAAAAUCUAAGUUUGGAUCUGGCUGG
Molecule: messenger RNA, 2120 nt
Organism: Diceros bicornis minor
Lineage: Eukaryota; Metazoa; Chordata; Mammalia; Perissodactyla; Rhinocerotidae
Gene: RPE
Product: ribulose-5-phosphate-3-epimerase
Exons: 6
Coding region: 1043-1615 (190 amino acids)
Biological process (GO): pentose-phosphate shunt, non-oxidative branch; pentose-phosphate shunt; carbohydrate metabolic process
Cellular component (GO): cytosol
Molecular function (GO): D-ribulose-phosphate 3-epimerase activity; metal ion binding
Source: RefSeq, a predicted model, not a curated record